Messenger RNA from Vigna umbellata (rice bean), 2202 nucleotides. Its product is annotated as protein FRIGIDA. Lineage: Eukaryota; Viridiplantae; Streptophyta; Magnoliopsida; Fabales; Fabaceae. The record is from RefSeq and is a predicted model, not a curated record.
UAGGCCCAUCCUUGUAUAACUACACACCUUCCUUCUACUGGAUCACGUAUCCACGUGAUUGCGGAACUGCGGUGCUACCGGAGACUGGAAUCAAUUUUUCUCUUCGGCGCAAAUCCUAGGGUUUUGCUUUUCAUUCUCAGCCCAUUUCCACGCCAUGGCCACUACUGAGAGCCUAACAAAUGGACUACCUUCUCUGCCACCGGAAAACGAAAACGAUGCCGGAGACAAAUUGGCGAAUUCGGUGAACCAACUCAACAACCUCUCCAUUGCCAUACAAACCUUCAAAAGCAGGUACGACGAACUGCAGAGGCAUUUUAAUUUCAUCAAACAGGCCAUCGACGCAAGGACGAAGGAACUCCAAUCGUCAGGGUCCGACGCCUCGCCAAAUGCGAAAGAAACAACCGAAGCCAUCGUCUCUCAACCAGGGACUGGUAAAACAGAUUCCAAUCCGAAGCCAAAACCUAAGGCGGAAGAGGAAGAGAAAGAAAAAGUAAAAGAAGAAGACAAGGAAGAGGACGAGCUUCUUUCGCUUUGCAAAACGAUGAAUAGCCGAGGCCUGCGUAAAUACGUGCUAUCGCGUUUAUCCGAGACGCCGUCUCUUCGGGAACAGGUUCCCGUUGCGCUGAAGAGUUCGCCGAAGCCUUCAAAGCUCGUGUUUGAAUGCAUUGGGAGGUUUUUCCUUCAGGGAAGCAAAGCGUACACGAAGGACUCGCCGAUGAUUCCAGCAAGGCAGGUUUCGGUUCUGGUUUUAGAAUACUAUUUGCUCUCUGGAUGUGUUGGUAACGAGGAGGAAGUGGAGGCUUCGCUGAAGAAAGAGGCCGAUUCGGCCGCGGUUGCGUGGAGGAAGAGGCUCAUUGUUGAAGGGGGUUUGUCGAAGGCCUCUGAGAUUGAUGCCAGGGGUCUGAUUCUCUUCGUUGCUGGCUUUGGGAUUCCUGCUGUUUUCAGGGAUGAGGAUAUAUGCAGCUUAGUGUGUGUUAGCAAUCAUAGAGAAAUCUUCGAUGCCCUGCGCCAGUCUCAGCUCUUGCUUAAGAGGGUUUCAGAUAUUGCAGAUGGGAUGAUAAGAAAAGGCAUGGUUGUUAAAGCUGUUGAUUUGGCUUAUACCUUUGGGCUUGAAGAGAAAUAUUCUCCUCAGACAGCUCUGACUACAUUUCUACAGAAGUCUGAAGAAACUUGGAAGAAAUCCAAACAAGAAGCAAAUGAUUUUCCUAGUGUGCUGAAGCAAGCACAUGAAAAAUAUUUAGCUGCUUUGAAAUCUGUAGUGAACUGUUUGGAAGACCACAAUAUUGACUUUGUAAAACUUCUUCCUGGGUGGGAAAUUAAGGAUGAAAUUAUCAACUUGGAGAAAGAUAUUAGUGAUACCAAUAUAAAAAUUGAAGAGAAGUCAAUGGUCAAGAGAAAAGUAGAUAAAAACAACUCAUCUAACAAAAUGAAGGUUCCAGAGGCUAAACGAACAAGGUUUGCUGGAAGAGAUGCGUCUGUGCUAUCACCCUCACUUGCGGCCUUGCACGAGCAAAGGAUUGUUAAUCGUAUGGAUGGCAAUAGCUCGUAUGAGGGUUCAUUGGCAGCCCAUUUGCUGGACGGUAGAUCAUAUGGCGGUUACCCAAAUAGUUAUCUCAGUGCAGCAUCCAUACAACUUGGAUCUGUUUCGGAUUCCUUGGCCGAAAAAUAUCUUGGAACUACAGUUGCAAGUGGGGCUAUUAUGCUUGGAGGAGGUAUGGGUGGUUCAUAUUCUGGGUAUCAGGGGGAUAUGAUAAGAGAUAAUGUUGGGACAGUGCUAAACAGCAACAGCUAUAGAUGGCAUGGAGUUGGGGAAGGGGCAUCAUUGUCUCAUGAUAGGUCAGUUGGGCAGAGUUUUGUGGGGCAAUCUACAGCACUAGUAAAUAACUUGUAUGGGAAAACAUCUCCAGAAUUUGCAGGAGUUCCAGAGCAUCUCUCUAUCGGUGCUUCUAGUCGCACUGGAGGUUCUGAUUUGUAUAGCUUCGCUGAUGGUGUUUUCGAUUCAUAGUCAUUCCUGGGUAGUAGAGUUCUCCAAAUUACUGUUCUGAUCAUGCUCUACAAAUUUUCAUCUGCCCAUGGAAAUGCGGAAUUGUAUGAUGUUAAUUUUGUUCACAACUUACAUCUAGCGUUUAUAGUGAUAGCCAUAGGAUUCAAUAUCAGGGUGGCGUAGCUACCAUAUUUGUUUAUUUUGAAAGUUAUUUUACU